Messenger RNA from Dacryopinax primogenitus, 483 nucleotides. RefSeq lists its product as uncharacterized. Bases 1 to 483 code for a protein of 160 amino acids. The record is from RefSeq and is a predicted model, not a curated record. NCBI's taxonomy places the organism in Eukaryota, Fungi, Basidiomycota, Dacrymycetes, Dacrymycetales, Dacrymycetaceae. The transcript is spliced from 2 exons.
AUGAUACAAGGGCAGCUACCUCAUGGAGCUACUCUUGUUCCAGUCAUACUGGCAAUGGACAAAACCCAGCUCACACAAUUCUCUGGAAAUAGGCAAGGCUAUCCAGUUUAUUUGAUGAUCAGCAACUUACCCAAGGAAAUCAAAAAAUUGAUAUCUAUGCAAUCUUGGAUGCUCAUUGGACUUCUGCCUAUGGAUUUGUUUGACAAGAUGGGGCUGAGCGAUGAGGCUGCAAAGUGCCUCUUCCACUUUUGUAAGACUCAACUCAUACAGGAAAUCAAGAGUACUGGCAUGGAAGGUGUUGAAAUGGUCUCUGCUGAUGGUCUUGUCAGACUUUGCUUCCCUAUCCUCAGAGGAUACAUUGGCAAUUAUCCAGAGAACUGUCUUGCAUCUUGUAUGGCCUACAGUUCUUGUCCAAUUGGAAAUAUUGGUAGACAUGACAUGGGACGUUAUGGUUGGUAUCCUCCACAGUACCUUGUCUCCUGA